AUGGCAUCUAACAAAUUUGCUUUCUUCCUGUUACUUUGCCUAUGUGUUCUCUCAACCGCAGAAUUUGGAGAAGCACAAAACCCAACGGGACGGAAAUGCCCAGAUCCAAACGGCGUUGACAGGAAAGCGGAGUGUUACAGCUACUGUAGAGAUCAGGGUUUUCUCGGUGGAUACAUGCUAUUGUCCAUUUCUCAUCAUAAUAAGAAGAACAAUUAG
Molecule: messenger RNA, 216 nt
Organism: Eruca vesicaria subsp. sativa (arugula)
Lineage: Eukaryota; Viridiplantae; Streptophyta; Magnoliopsida; Brassicales; Brassicaceae
Source: the annotation of a GenBank genome assembly